Penicillium verrucosum is the source of this 2175-nucleotide messenger RNA. RefSeq names its product F-box protein. The record is from RefSeq and is a predicted model, not a curated record. The transcript is spliced from 2 exons. The coding region runs from base 1 to 2175 and encodes 724 amino acids. Gene Ontology annotation, molecular function: protein binding. NCBI's taxonomy places the organism in Eukaryota, Fungi, Ascomycota, Eurotiomycetes, Eurotiales, Aspergillaceae.
AUGCCUGCGCUGCGGUCUGCUAGUCAAGACUGGGCCCAUCAAAUGUCCACCGAUGUCUCCAUCACGCACACCAAACGAAGGUCAACGAGGCCAAUACCCUCAAAUUCAAAUAAGUCUGCGACAAGGUACAUGUCACAGAGCCAACCGCUCUCAAUAUGCAAUUCGACAAGCAAAUCAUCCCCUCCCGCUGCAAAUAUUGCACCAGCAGAGAUCCUGCUGGAGAUUUUCUCCAUGCUGACACCGCGGGACUUCGACAAUGCCCGGCGAACAUGCUCACAGUGGAUGCGGACUAGCCUGAACCACAGGCUACUUGAGAACAUGUUGAAAAGAGCAGGGUGGUGGGACGCAUGGUUGCAAGACCGGCAAACGCCACAAAUCUCCCGGUUAGAUGAGAGUGAGGUCUGGAGAAUGAGCCGCCGCUUUGCGACAGAAUGUCUCCUUUCCGGGCGAAAAUUGAAUGUCGAGAAGCCAGGCUUUUUGACUACCGCGGUGGUAGACUUUUCAAGUCUGUCCGAUUUUACAAGAACAUCCCGCCGCACUCGACUCCAGUCCGUUUUGCAGAUGACCGAAAGUAAAGGGUCCGGGGUAACAACUUUCAGCAUUAGCAGUUGCAGCAACUAUCUUCUCGUGACGACAGGCUGCAUGAUCUAUAUUUAUUAUCUAUCAGGUCGAAAGCCCAGGCCAACACCUGCAACGAACUUCAGCAAUGAUACCUUGGCGCUAGUCUCGCGUAUCUCAUGUCCUUUCGAUAUUCUUUCGGCCACUAUAGACACCAGCACGCCCCAAUUCACCAUCGCUGCAUUACUGUGCAACCGCGUCGGCAUGAUCUGCAACUUGGAUAUGGCUUGGGCCAAAGAUUCAGCCAAGGGAUCUCACUCCAAUAACAAAAUGGCCACCUCAUCCCGCCACUUCUUUUACAAUAUCUGCACAGUGGACAACCCACCACGAACAGUUGCUCUCUGUCCGGGCCGGCCAAUCGUCGCCUUCGGCUGCGCCGCGGGUAUUGAAAUCCACAGCGUAAACGAAACAAAGCGCAAUGAACAACGCAAACACUUCACCCUCCCUCAACCCUCCGAAAUCCUUCAUUUCCUCCCAAGUAGCUCAGAAACACCCAGCGAGCUACGUCUCAUUUCUUCACUAUCCGGAUCGGGCUUGCACGAAUGCAAGUAUAUUCAAUCCUUCAAUCGCCGCCGCAUUCCUCACGCCCCAUCCCGCAGCUUCGUCCGCGCAACACACUGUCACCACUACCGUGCAGUCCCCAUCAACGACGGUUUCCACAUCAUGUUCAUCGAGCCACGCACAAACCUACUAUGCAUCGGCACCGAUGCUCCAAUCGGCGGUCCAACAAGCCUAACCCGCGCAUUCGUCUGCAUUCCGCCGCCUUUCUCAAAUGCCCAAGACGGACAGACCAAGACACCACCCCCAUCUCCAUCUCCCUCAAACACAACGCCACUUCCAGCAGACCUCCCAACUCCAACAACCUUCACCUCGGGCUCCGACCUCCGCUGGGGUCUCCGUGUUGUCGCAGCCUAUGGUGACCGCCUUGUGCUGUACUCUAUCCCCUUGGACGUAUUCAACGUGAUUUGUAAAGAGCGUGAACGUCAAGCCGAUGGGAUAAUGGGUGCCAGCGAUCUCGGGCUUGAUUGGUACGUUGACGCGGAGCGGUCCCGCAAGCAGCAGGAGAGUUUGGUGCAGAAUCAGAAUGGAGAUUGGGAGUUCCUUUUGUCUGUCUCCUAUCGUCCUACCGCUAUGAUGUGGCCGUUUAAGAUCUAUGGCAAGGAGAUCGGGUCUGUCAAGGGGACUGUGGAGCUUGCUUUGCAAUCUUCCCAGGGUGGAGUUAGGGUUUGGGCUUUUGGGGAGGAUGGUAAAGCGACGGUUUUGGAUGUUGAUACUGGUGAUGCUCCCACUCGGUCUCUUGGUGUUGGUUCUGAUGGGGGAUUGAAAGACCUUGGUAUCGUUCAGAGGACUGGUCUGGGUGGUCUAGGAGUUUCGAGGAAACGGAAGUUCGAGGAGGUGAGGACUGGGUUCACGGGUCGAUAUGGUGCUGGUCGCUAUUUGGCUGGAGUGGAUGUCAAGCCUUGUGCUGCUGGUGUUCAUGGUAUUCAUCAGGAUCCAUCUGUUCGACGUUCAUCUUUUGCAGCUUGCAUUAUAGAUUUUAAGAUUCCCUUGUAUUAA